Molecule: messenger RNA, 4609 nt
Organism: Amphimedon queenslandica
Lineage: Eukaryota; Metazoa; Porifera; Demospongiae; Haplosclerida; Niphatidae
Exons: 20
Coding region: 181-4329 (1382 amino acids)
Biological process (GO): protein phosphorylation
Molecular function (GO): ATP binding; protein tyrosine kinase activity; protein binding
Source: RefSeq, a predicted model, not a curated record
UCCUCUAGGAAUUUCUUUGCAGGCCAGAAAUACCAUUAGUACUCUCGCCCUUUUCUCUCCCUCUCUGCCUUUAUAUUGCAAGUGAAUGUGAGCUGAGCAAGCUAUAAAAGACAAGAAGAAGACACCACAAGACGUUCAGGAUCUUUAAACGGGACACGAGGGCAAUACACACAACUCGACAUGGAAGAGGAGGAGGUUACAGUACUGCCUGGAAGCAUAUGCUUUGCAGCUAUGACUGAUAAAGAGCCUUCUCCAGCAGAAGAGAGAGAGAAGCUCAGUUUCAAGAAAGGAGACGUGUUGACAAUUGUGAAUUAUAACAAAACAGAGAGUGUUGUGAGUAACUCUGAAGGUACUGUUGGGGUCGUUCCCACGUCUUCCCUCACUCUACGUUCCCCUGUAUCUCUCUCUCCUAUGAUUUGGUAUCAUUGCUGUACAAGGGAUGAGGCUGAGGGUUUGUUGGAUAAAAGUAUUGAGGGACAGUUUUUAGUUCGACCUAGUCAGACUUCAGAUAGUGUUUAUGCUAUUUCUGUGAGCACUAAUGGGUUAAUACAGCACUAUCUAAUCGCUAGUAGUGCCAAGAACAACCAGCUCACCCUAGAUGGAAAGGAAUACUUCUCUUCUCUUCCAGAACUAAUUCAAUUUUAUGGUAACUGCAGCAGUCAUGAUCCUAAACUGAGUCAGCCAUUGUUGUCCAAAGAGUUGCUCAAGUACUAUGUUGACAAACAAGAAUUGAAGGAAUCCUGGGGUCUCACACCAGACGACUUGGAAAUUCUAAAAUCAGUUGGCAAAGGAGAAUUUGGAGAGGUUAAUGCUGGUGUGUAUCGUGGCUAUCAAGUUGCAGUGAAGACCAUUUUUGAUAAAAAAGACGAAAGCCCAGAGAUGCAAAGCUUCGUACAAGAGGCAGCCAUUUUAACUCAUCUGAGACACAAGAACAUUGUACAGUUGGUAGGAGUGGUCUUUGAAAAUUUGACAAUGAAACACAUUGUGCUGGAGUUUAUGUCUAAAGGUUCAGUUGGCAAGUAUUUGGCCACUCGCGGUCGCUCUGUUGUUGCUCAAAAUGAACUACUGAAUAUAUCAAGGGAUAUUUGUGAAGGGAUGAUCUAUGUGAGUAGCAGGGGGUUUGUUCACAGGGAUCUUGCUGCCAGGAAUAUACUACUCAACUACAAUGGGCAAGCUAAGAUAUCCGACUUUGGUCUGGCAAGAAAGGUCGAUGCUCAUGCUCCUCAUGAAGAAGUUAAGUUUCCAAUAAAAUGGACGGCACCUGAAGGCCUCAAAGACAAAAUAUUUUCAGAGAAGUCUGAUGUUUGGAGUUUUGGUGUUUGCCUGUGGGAGGUGUACUCAUUUGGGCGUGUCCCUUAUCCUUCAAUAGUAAGCUAUACUGACUCAUUAAAAACUGAUAAUAACAGCAAUAAUUUAUCUGAGGAUGUACUGGAGCAGAUAGAGGAUGGUUAUAUAAUGGACCCUCCAGACAAUUGUCCCAGUGGAGUCUACAGUAUCAUGAAGAACUGCUGGUCCCUUGAUCCUGAGACCAGACCUGACUUUAGAACACUCAGAGCUCUCCUGUCUAAAUCAUUUGGUGAGUCCAAGACUCCUUGCAGUAGCCCCUCACCUGCCAGAAAAGCAAUAAUAGCAACCAAUGAAAAAGUUAAGGAGCUCUUAUCUGGUCCCGUGGCAUCAAAGAUAUACCUUGAAGCACCCGCCAAGCAAUCAACGAUCCUCCAUCUUGCUAACCUAGUCAUGAUCGGACCAAGAGGAGGUGGAAAAACCAGCCUUUUACGCUGUCUCUGUGGAAACCAAUUCCGACAAAGAGAAGACCCAACGACUAGAUUUUAUUGGUCGUCUCAUUACUACAAGCUAGUGAGUCACAGAACAUGGGAGGCUAAUCCAAAAGGACUCGCGUACGAUAAUGAACUAAGCUGUGUUGUAAUCAACAACUUACUCAAAGAUGCAAAGUCGCUUGAAACUCCACCCCCACUCCCCCCAAUGCGCCAGAGUCCGCCGACCCAUCCAAGACCUACCAGCGUCCAGUUACCUGCUCCUCCGCUCCUCCCCCCGAGGCCACCGUCACACAGAAUGUCAAUGUUGUUAGAGUCAACAUCAGCUGGAGAUGCGAGCUCCGACCAACCCAUGAAAUCAAGUGGGAGUCAUCCAGAGGGUCUAAAUACCAUCCCACCGAAAGAGAAGAAGCCUCUUAAAAGACGUUUCUCGUUCAAUAGGUUGUUUCGUAAGUCCUCGACCGGCAGUGUUGAUAAAAAGGAUGCGGUUUUAGAGGAAGCAACAACAACUCCACCCCCUUCUCCUCCUCUUCCUCCCCGCCAAAGACUGUGUUCGGCCGAUAAUGUUAUUUCAAGUAAAUCAUCGUCACUCCCCGAGGCGACUUUCAUCUCGGCCAUACCGGAUAAUUUGAUGACUCAGCUAAAAGAGAAGAUUAAUGAUUGUGCAAACGGGACCCUCCCCCCUGAGGUUUAUGGGCGUGUCAUAGACACACCCACUUUUCCCAGCAGCAGUCUCUUUAAGAGCCUCUUGAUUACAAAGUCCUCAAUUAUUCUACUUGUAUUUGAUACGUCCCACGAUAACCCGGUCCCUGAUAUUCUCUCAGAGUUAAACUCACUUUUCACUCUCCCUCUCUCGCCCGUAUCUAUUAUUCUUGUUGGGACUCAUUCCGAUAAGCACCCCACCCACUCUGUAGCUAAGCAGCAGUUGGAUAAAGUCAGACAGACCCUGAGGGCCACUCCUUAUGGGAAAUACCUUGCAAGUGGAGCCUUCAUUGUUAGUUGCUCAUCAGUUUUUGACCAGUCGACAAUCGAAGAUGUCAAGAAAUACGUCACCGAUAUGGUGAAGAGCAAGUGUCGUAAAGAAGUUCCUUUGAAAUGGUUGAGGUGCUUAAGACGAUUCCAAUCUUUAUCUUCCAAUGGCCAGUAUUUUAUAUCACUGACUGAAGCAGAGAGCAUUAUAAAGGAAGUGUGUAUGAUUAAAAAUGGCGAAGAAGAAGUGCGAGAGAUUUUAUUGUUCCUUCACGAUAACCUGGUCAUUUUGUACUGUCCACAAUUGAAGUCAAUGGAGAAUACAAUCAUCACUGAUCCGGCUUGGUUUCUAGGCACCGCCAGUAAAUUAUUAGGACUUGACGUGAGUCCUAGUGGCAAUGGAGUACAUCCUGAUCUUAAAGCUGAUUACCAUCUUGCUUUAACUCAAGGAGCUCUCACUGAUGCUUUAUUGGAGCAUUUGUGUCCCUCUGUCCCUCGCUCUGUCAAACAAGAAUUACUACUUUUACUGCAGUCUUUGGAGUUAGCGGUGAUCCACUCGAUGCGGCAAAUCUCACUCUCCGAAUCCGAUAGAUCCUCUCACUCCUCUCCUAUUCCUUCCCCCACUCUCUCUCUCGUCUCUUCCUCUAAUACCAUCACUGGUAUCCUCAUACCAUCCAUCAUUAACGAGUCCUUACCGCCUAACAUCAGCCCUUCAUCUCUUGAAACUAUAUACUUUCUUUCUCCCGAUAAUGCCGACAGUUCUCUUGUUUUCCUAAGACUCCUCGUUCGUUGUUUAAGCGCUCACUCAUCUUGUUACAGCCUUUACAAGGAUGCUGGUUGCUUUCUUAUAAACCCACAGACAAUGCUCCUUGUUAGAAGACAUCCAGAUCAAGCUAUAUCAGUCUCGCUCCAUCCCUCAUAUAACUCUGGUUCAUCUCCCUCUCUCUCUCCGCUCUCUUCAACAGAAGCGCUUCGUCCUUCUCCUCCAUCCAUUGAGACUGCACUGACAGUCCUAAUGUUCAUUAAACCUGCUUUAGAUAACAUCUGUCAAGUAUGGACGUCAGGGACUCAGUACUUACAAGCAUUCAAAUGUGAUUGUACAUCAAAUUUUCAUUACAUGAUAGUGGACGAGUUUGUUACUAGUCCAAUGUCUUCUUUAAAGUGUCAGCGUGGGACUAUUUUGACUCCGCCCAUCCUCUCGGCUCCGUGGUUUGGAGAAGAGAUUCAAAAAGGACGUCAGUUUAGCCUCGAGAAAGUGAUAAAGGAGGAGGAGCAGCAAGAAGAGGAGGAAGAAGAAGAUAACGAUGAAUUGGUUAAUGCUACUGAUAUAGACCUCAUUACAGAAGCUCUGCAAUCCUCUUGGACUGUCCUAGGAGAUGCAAUAGGAGCUUCACCAGCUGAACUAGACCAGCUAAAGAAUGCUCCAGACACUAAAACGGAGGAGCUGUUCCGUCAGCUAUGCUCAUCCCAUCUCCAGUCUUCUCCAUUUCUUGAUCUUGUGUCUAACCUUGAUGACAUUGGUCAUGCUGAAGUGGCCGAUAGCUUGAUCGACUUUAGAAUGAAGACAUCCGGGAUUGCUCUUUGAAAGAUGGAGACAUACAGUACUCCUCACUGAUUGUUAUCCUAAUUAACAUUUAUACAAACAAAGAAUUAACUUAUAUAGCUUGUUUUGCCUUUCAAUUUUUCUUUCUCUUUCAUGCGUUCCCAUUAAUGUCUCUCUCUCUCUCUCUCUCUCUAGUUGACUAUUAUGUGUGUGCUGCUAUUGCACAAAAAAAGGCAUUCAUUCAUUCCUUGUUUUCAAACCCAUUAAUUCUUUAAUUUUUUCGUAUUUUUAUAUUUUGUUAUUUCUUGUAUAUGCAAGUGUG